AAGGCCACAAUAGACUAUUUUAUUAUCUCUCGGCGCCAGAUAUAUAUUAUGUUACACAGUACAUGACAUCCAACACCAUCGCGGUGAGGAGAGGACACUGGUCUGCCUCGGAGCAGGCGGCGUUCAGGAGCCCGGACGCUGGAGGAAGAAAGCUGAACUCUUCUGUCUCUGCAGUCGUCUUGACUCGGGAGUGAGACCCCUAUAAAACUAAGCAAUCCCAGAUUGCUGCAGAAGAGAGCUUUAAGCUUCCAGAAAGAAUUCUCGUUCGAAGAAAAAGACGACCCAGCCAAAAGCACCAAGGAUAUAGAUGUUAGUCUUUUGCCCAAUCUCCCCAAAGUCUCUGAAUUGAGGAAACGAUUUGAAAGCAUUACGACAAGCGCAAGUGACUGGGAAAUGAACAGAAAGGAACGUAUUGCUCGGCGGUUGGAGGGAAUAGAGGGUGAGGUGCAUCCGUCUCUGCUGCCUAGCUUGGUGGCCAACCGGCUUCUAGAGGAGGAUACGCCGAGAUACACCAGGGCCUCUGACCCCUGUGAACCCUGCGGUGUGACAGUGCAGCGAUAUGGCUCAGAGGGAAUCGAAAGCCCAGAAAUGCAGCUGACGGCUCCGGAGCGACAGUCCAGAGCUCGAUCCAGGCCUGACCCUCAGUUCUCCAUCCACACAGAGCCAGUCUACAGUUCAGGCUCCACCACCAGUGGCCUGGAGCUGGAGUCCAAGGCCGAACGAAUCGCCCGCUACAAAGCGGAACGGCGUCGGCAGCUGGCUGAACGCUACGGUAUCUCCUUGGAUCAGGAGCCGGACUUGGACUAUCCCUCCCGCUACACUCGCACCAGGAAGGAGUCGGAAGGCUCAGAGAAGCGGAUCAGAGGGGAGUCUGUGGGGGAAGAAGGGAGAGACAUCACCCUGACUUCCUACACCAGCACCUCUGCCACUAGCCCAAAGCCGGGACGCACAGCACCACACUACAGCCACACCGACCCGGGUUACGAGACGGCCCGAACCAGGGUGGAUUCAUUCUCAGAGAGGGAGAGGCUGAUGAACCUGGAGAAUCAACGCAGGGCCGCGCCUCCUGAGCCGCCAUCCUCCUCAGCAUACAUGGAUGUGACAUCAGUGUCUACGGCGGCCAGGGUGCCCGCCAGGGACUAUUCAGUCACAGGGAUGCCACCCAGUUCACCCAAGCUGAGCAGGCACCCUUCCCUCUCCUCACCUAAACAAGGUGCGUCUCCCGGAGACCUCUUCAUCGAGCAGCAGGCCCACAACAUCCUCAGCAGACAGGGAAUCAGAGUUAGGGAGAGGCUUGCGAGGGAGGAGGGUCGCCAGAGGAGCCCAGAGCUGGGACAUGUUACAGAAGCCCCAGUGUACCGUAGACAAUUUCAGCACCAGUCCCAGACUUCAUCACGCUACCACACAGACCCACCGGGCCCCCAGCAGGCCAGUGCCCAUCCCCACCAUUAUACCCAGGCUCCGCUCACCCGACCUGGGCAAGCAGGAGGACAGGAAGUUAUUGGUUACCCGAGUUACCUCUCCAUGACCUCUGGUCCCGCAUCCAGAGGCGGGCAACAGCAGCAGCAGCAGCAGCAGCAGCCGCGGGAGCAGCCGCGGGAGCAGCAGCAGCCGCGGGAGCAGCAGCAGCCGCGGGAGCAGCAGCAGCCGCGGGAGCAGCCGCGGGAGCAGCAGCAGCCGCGGGAGCAGCAGCAGCCGCGGGAGCAGCAGCCGCAGCAGCCGCCCAGGGACGAAGAGCCUGAGGAGACAGAGGAUGUGAAGACAGAGGGCCUCCUGAAGAGUAGAAAAGCAGUGCUGCCCUCAGAGAUCCGCCGUAGGGAGAGGAGCACUGAGGACCCACGGAGAGGAAGAGGGGAAGAAGACCUGGGGAUGUCCAGGGUGCAAAGUUUCAGCCAGACAAGGGAGGCCGAGGCAGAGGAUUUUACAAGAGAAAGACACAGAGGCAGAGCCAGGCGGGAUGAAACAGAGCGCUCCUCCCGUCUGCAAGCAGUAGAGAGCAGGUCCAGAGAGUGGGAAAAUGCCUUUCAUAUCCACAAAGGGGUGCCCUCGACCCACAUCCAGCCCAGAGCGGCACAUGUAGGCCCAGGAGGCUCCACCUCCAGCACAGCCCUGAGUCACUCGGUGUCAGAUGCUGUGGAUCCACAAGAGCCCACUCAGAGGAACCUGCAGCACCACGCCCACGACCCCUGGGAGGUCAAGCAGGGUGAAGGUUUCAGUAAUGGUCACCAUGACACCCGGGUGUCUGUGGCCCAGCUCAGACAUUCCUACAUGGAGAGCACCACCACCCCUCCAACCAGACGCAGGAAUGAGCUUGAGGUUGAAGGGGACAGGGCACUCGCGGGCUACGAGGCCCCUUGGAGAGGGGAAAGGGACAGGGGGCGCAGGCCCCGUCAGUAUAUCUAUCCCGGGGAGAGUAGAAAGACCUCAGAGAGGUUUAGGACGCAGCCCAUCACUUCUUCUGAGCGCCAGGAGACUGAUAGGUCCUGUGUGAGUUCAGAUUUUGCUUCCACUGAGGCUGAUGAAGAGAAGCUGGAUGAACGGGCCAAGCUGAGCGUCGCGGCCAAGCGCUCUCUGUUCAGGGAACUAGAGAAGAGCAUCGAUUGUGGAGCUCCUAAGCCCCGAUCCAGGAAUGCAGCGGUGGACAGGAGACUAAGGCGGACACAAGACCGAUCCAGAACUCAGCCAGUCACCACUGAGGAAGUAGUCAUAGCCGCCACCGUCCCCACUCAUGUGCCACAAACGGUGACUGUUCACACUGCUGUAGCACGCAUCCCUAGCCCCACCCUAGUUUGCAGCACUAUCCCACCGUACAGCCUGCAGGCAUCGUCACAUCAGAGCGCUGCCGCCAAGGAGCAGGUACGGGAGGUCCGUCCGAUGCAGGACACACACGAGGCCCAGGGCUCUAAGACGGUGUCCACAGUGGAGGGAAAAGACCAGGGACAGGGUCAGGAGGAGCCUGACCUCUGUACGCUCAGCCUGGCAGAGAAGAUGGCGCUGUUCAACCGACUGGCUCAGCCUCCAACCAGGGUUACCCGCACCAGAGGGGACACACGCCAGCGCAGGGCCAACGCUCGCUACCAGACCCAGCCCAUCACACUGGGAGACAUGGAGCAGGAGUCCUCAGACAUAGACUCCGGGGAUGAACAGGAGCUGUGUGACAGCCCAGUAGAGCACCUACAACUUCAGAAUGGUACCGGCUCUCGGUUCGGACACCUCCCCUCUUCAUCCUCCUCCUCUGCACUGAGAGCCGGAGCCACCGUAUCCACUGACCACGCUGGAGACAUCCACAUAACCAGAGCACCAGCCCGGGUUGAAAACCUCCCUCCCAGCUCUGACAGGUCUCUGCCCCCUUGCCACCCUGAUGGCCUGGCCUCGAGGUUCCAGGACUCCGUGGACCACCAGACGUACCGAAUCUUGCCCCAGGGAGAAGACGGGGGUGAUCUGGGAGGAGGCAAAAGGAGGCUGCCCUCUCCUGAGGGAGCGGUCAGGCAGGCCGCUCCGUCCCAGCCCCAGACUGGAAGAGAGUGGAGAGGGGAGGAGGAGGAGGAGGUGGAGCAGCAGCAGCUGUCCAGAGGGAGGCGAGACGAAGCCAUACAGAGCUCAGAGAGCCACAUGGUUGUGGAGAGGCAGGAGCAGGGGUAUCUGAGGGAGGAAGGGCACUCCCCUGACUGCCAGAGGAGCAGAGGCAUCAGUGGAGAGCUGCUGGACUCCGCCGUGGUAACAUCCAGAGCAACAUCUGGUUCGCCCAGGACUGCGUGUCAGCCUCCAGUAGCGGAUACGCUCGCAGACGGCAGCGGACACAUAGCCGGCCUGGUUCAGCCUGAGCAAGGAGACGAACUGAGCGACAUGAUGAUGGCCAGACACAUGUCCAUCAAAGAGAGAGUUGCCUUGUUGAAGAAGAGUGGUGAGGAGGACUGGAGGAAUAGGAUCAAUAAGAAGCAGGAGGUGGUGAAGGCCGCCGCGGGCGAGCAUCAUGCUCAUCUCUGGGAGGUGGAGCAGAGCUUCAAGAAGAAGGACGAUGAAGCACUGAUGAUGAUCGAUGAGUUUGCUGUGUCCGACCAACUAUGGGAGCCAGUCUUUGCCUCUACUUUCUCUCCUGCUCCUGAGCCUCCUUUCCAUACCUCUUCCCCUGAUGAGUCAGCCAGCCAGGCCACCAGAUCUCCCAGACCCAUGCAGGUGGAUGAGAGACACCCCUGGAGACGGAAGAGAAUAGCUGAGGCUGAGAUCGAGUGCCAGGGGAUUGAGGCUCACAUGUCCAUCCAGGAGAGGAAACAGCUGAUAGUGGCCCAGGAGGAGGCCUGGAAGACCAAAGGCCACGGAGCCGCCAAUGACUCCACCCAGUUCACUGUGGCCGCACGCAUGGUGAAGAAAGGGUUGGCCUCCCCCUCUGCCCUCCAGUCUCCAGUGCCAUCCAAACCUAAGAACAGCAGCCUCGCCAUCUCCAAACCACAAGAAGACGUGGAGGACAUAUCUGAUACUGAAGAGAUCAAGGCCAUACCAGAUCUGAACCUGGAGUCAGACAAGAAGCUGGAUAAUCUGGAGUCAUUCCUAGGCAGGCUCAACAGUAAAGUGUCUGGGCUGCCAGAAGCCACCAUCACAGUGACAGAGAAGAAGGUGAAGGAGGUGAUGACCCUCGAAGAUGAAACUUUCUCUAAGUUCUAUCGCCAAGUGGAGGAGCUCCCCUCCAUCACCAACAAGGUGGAGAUAGGUGACGACUUUGAUGCCAUCUUCGGCCCCCAGGUGCCAAAGUUGACCUCGGAGAUGGUGCAGCACAAGCGGGCGGUGCGCCCGGCGCGUAACGUCCAGUCAUCCAGGAACCCUCUGAAGAUGCUUGCCGCCAGGGAGGACAUCAGACAUGAGUACACAGAGCAGAGGCUCAAUGUGGGCCUGCUGGAGAGCAAGAGGAUGAAGGCUGAGAAGAUGAAUAAGAACUCUGGUUUCUCUGAGGUGGCUCUGGCUGGUCUUGCCAGCAAGGAGAACUUCAGCAACGUCAACCUGCGCAGUGUCAGCAUCUCCGAACAGAUGUCCAACAACAGCGCUGUGCCUUACAAGAAGCUCAUGCUCCUGCAGGUCAAAGGCCGGAGGCACGUCCAGACCAGGCUGGUGGAGCCCAGAGCGUCCUCCCUGAACAGCGGCGACUGUUUCCUGCUCCUCACGCCGCACCACUGCUUCAUCUGGACUGGAGAGUUUGCCAACGUCAUUGAGAGGAACAAGGCUUCGGAGUUGGCCAACUUCAUCCAGAGCAAAAAGGAUCUGGGUUGUCGUGCUAACUACGUCCAGGUCAUCGAGGAGGGCGUCAACACAAACAGCCACAGUUCCAAGGAGUUCUGGAAGAUUCUGGGCGGGCAGUCAAGUUAUCAGUCUGCAGGAACGCCAGAUGAAGACGAGUUGUAUGAAGGUGCCAUUGUGGAGACAAACUGUAUUUACCGCCUGAUGGAUGACAAACUCGUCCCCGAUGAUGAUUUUUGGGCCAAGAUGCCUCGCUGUUCUUUGCUCAACCCCAAGGAGGUUUUGGUGUUUGACUUUGGCAGUGAGAUGUACAUAUGGCACGGGAAGGAAGUGACGCUGGCACAGAGGAAGGUGGCCUUCCAGCUGGCCAAGCACCUGUGGAACGGCACCUUCGACUACACAAACUGUGACAUCAACCCGCUCGACCCGGGAGAGUGCAAUCCACUCAUACCCAAGAAAGGCCAGGGCCGACCUGACUGGGCAGUGUUCGGCAGACUGACUCAACACAAUGAAACCACUCUGUUCAAAGAGAAGUUCCUGGACUGGAGUGACUCCAGGAAAACACCCAGUCCCACAAAAAACACCAACGACCACAUCGCUGAUCAGAAGGAGCAGUACACCUCAGAUCAGCCUCGUGCAUACGAUGCUGCCCUGAUGCUGCCUGUCCAUCAGACGCCUGUCUGCACCAAACUGGAUGGGUUUAAUGUGGGGCGGGGCUACGGCCUGGUGGAGGCAGAGGAGUGGCGGAGCUACGAGAUCAGCACUCUAGCGGUGGAGGUUUGGCACAUCCUGGAGUUCGACUACAGCCGCCUGCCGCGCCAGAGCAUCGGCCAGUUCCACGAAGGUGACACCUACGUGGUAAAAUGGAAGUACAUGGUCAGCACUGCUGUUGGGAAGAGACAGAAUCCCGAGCAGCUGAAGACGACGGGGGCUGGGAAGGAGAAGUGCUGCUACUUCUUCUGGCAGGGCCGCAACUCCACCGUCAGCGAGAAAGGAACGUCGGCACUGAUGACGGUGGAGCUGGACGAAGAACGAGGAGCACAGGUUCUAGUCCAGCAGGGUAAAGAACCUCCAUGUUUCCUGCAGUGCUUCAAAGGAGGGAUGGUUGUCCACUCAGGGAAGAGAGAAGAGGAGGAGGAAAGCUCACAGAACGACUGGCGUCUGUAUUGUGUGCGGGGAGAGGUGGAGGUGGAGGGCCACUUGCUGGAGGUGGCCUGUCACUGCAGCAGCCUGCGCUCCAGAGUCUCCAUGGUGCUGCUGAGCGUCAGCCAGGCCCUCAUCUACCUGUGGCACGGCUGCAAGUCUCAGGCACACACACGGGACGUGGCAUGCACCGCCGCCAACAAGAUCAAAGAACAUUGUCCUCUGGAAACAGGCCUCCACAGCAGCAGCAAGGUGACCAUCCGGGAAUGUGAUGAGGGAGCAGAGCCCACGGGAUUCUGGGAAGCCCUCGGGAGGAGGGACAGGAAAGCGUACGACUGCAUGCUGCAAGACCCAGGCAGGUUUAAUUUCACACCUCGUCUCUACCAGUUGAGCAGCAGUUCAGGGGAUUUUGCAGCUGUGGAGUUCCUCUACCCAGCCAGAGACCCCAAGCAGGUCAACUCUAUGCCCUUCCUACAGGAGGACCUUUAUGCAGCUUCCCAGCCAGCCCUGUUCCUGGUGGACAACCACCAUGAGGUUUACCUGUGGCAGGGCUGGUGGCCCCAGGACAGCGAAAGUACCGGUUCAGCCCGAAUCCGCUGGGACUCUGACAGGAAGUGUGCCAUGGAGACUGUGCUGCAGUACUGUAAAGAAAAGAAUGAGAAGAAGCCUCCCAAAGCUUAUCUGAUCCACGCUGGUCUGGAGCCGCUCACCUUCACCAACAUGUUCCCCAGCUGGGAGCACCGAGAGGACAUCGCUGAGAUCACUGAGAGGGAGGCAGAGGUGUGUAACCAGAUUAUCCUGGUGGAGGAUGUGUUGGCCAGGCUCUGUAAAACCACGUAUCCCCUGUCAGACCUUCUGGCCCGGCCGCUGCCCGAGGGAGUCGACCCUCUUCGUCUGGAGGUCUACCUGUCUGAUGAGGACUUUGAGGGUGUAGGUGCUUAUAGAAAGAAAGCCCUGGAGAUGACCAGAGAGGAUUAUGGGGGUUUGCCCGUCUGGAAACAGGUGAACUUGAAGAAAGCCAAAGGACUUUUUUAACAGUCAAAACAGAACUAAAGACAUGAAAUAAAAGCCACCAAGAUGUUGCUUUGUCACCUCUUUUGUUUACACCCGGACACAACGGAGGCUCAGGGGCAGCCUCUCCUGAGUUAACCUGGUAACGGAGGGUCGAGGUCGGACGAGGGGAGUUAAAAAAAAGUUGUGGAAGAGAAACUCGGCCGGCGAGAGGUGUGCCAGCUUCUCGUGCAGCAGAUUUCCUUCUCAUCUGCUUUUUGUGUUGGUGGUUUGGUUGUGUGAGUGGGAGACAAACGUAGGCAGAUGCGCCUCGGAGUGAAUGCGUUAAUAAUAGUGCUUGUUUAAAUUGACAAUUAAUGUUUGUACAUAUGUACAAUACACAGGACAGUCAGUGCCCUUACACUGUCAGCAAUGCAGCCAUUCAUCAGAGCAGGAGCAGGCCGGUCAGCCUGUUCGACUCACUCCACAUUAGACUCUCUGCUAUUCUUGUAUGUAUGUGCAUUACAAAUAAUUUAUAUUUAUAUCAAAUAGGAUUUUUUUUCAAACCCUCAUGAAUAUUUACUGAACUAAAAUAAUGAAAUAAACUGUAAAAUGAAUGAAUGUUGAGGAGGUUUGUGUCAUAUGUUGGUAAAUCCUGGAUUAUCACAGAAGCUCUGUCUUGCUGUACAGUUCACCGUUUGCCAUUUACAGAUCACAUGAUGCAGCUUUAUUUGGAUGCGUUUAGUGUCAUUGUGUCAGGUAGAAUAAAGGAGCGAUGACUGAGUGAUGAUGAAAUGUAUUUGAUUUUUAAGUCCUACAGUGUAUAGUGCCUUGCUUUGUGUACAGUUUAUAUACAGAUCAUAGUCUGCAUUUUGAAGACUUUCUUUGUGAUAUAAAGAACUAUUAGAGAAAUAAACCCUGAAA
This is a messenger RNA of Toxotes jaculatrix (banded archerfish), 8286 nucleotides long. It is a transcript of the gene svila, whose product is annotated as supervillin a. Gene Ontology annotation, cellular component: cytoplasm; actin cytoskeleton. The record is from RefSeq and is a predicted model, not a curated record. Bases 394 to 7407 code for a protein of 2337 amino acids. The transcript has 44 exons. Gene Ontology annotation, molecular function: phosphatidylinositol-4,5-bisphosphate binding; actin filament binding. Lineage: Eukaryota; Metazoa; Chordata; Actinopteri; Toxotidae. Gene Ontology annotation, biological process: actin filament severing; barbed-end actin filament capping; actin polymerization or depolymerization.